Spirometra erinaceieuropaei is the source of this 381-nucleotide messenger RNA. The record is from the annotation of a GenBank genome assembly. Lineage: Eukaryota; Metazoa; Platyhelminthes; Cestoda; Diphyllobothriidea; Diphyllobothriidae.
AUGCUGUGCGUCCCCACACCAGCUAACCCCGAUUUCCCUCCCAUUCUACAUCCCCACCCCGUAACCCCUCCACCACCUUUCCAUCCCCAUCUUCCUCAGUUGCCAGAGGUGGGUGCCGGCUACACCUUCUUCCGGGACGGCCGCCCCAAAGCAGAACGACGGAAUACGGGUAUCGUCUUCGCCAUCCGGAACGAGAUCGUAGGACAACCGCCCUGUCUGCCGCAAGGUACCAAAGACCCCCUGGUGAGCCUCUGUCUGACUCUCCAGAGAAAAAUUCGCUACCAUAAUCAACGUCUACGCUCCCCCAUGACCAACCCUAGCGCCGCAAGGAACAAAUUCUACGAUGACCUUCACGCCCUCCUGGCGACUGUACCAAGGUAG